Molecule: messenger RNA, 943 nt
Organism: Musca domestica (house fly)
Lineage: Eukaryota; Metazoa; Arthropoda; Insecta; Diptera; Muscidae
Product: protein takeout
Exons: 5
Coding region: 93-854 (253 amino acids)
Source: RefSeq, a predicted model, not a curated record
UAAAUGGCUUUCUAACAGUUUUGUAACACGCUUCGAAUUGUGCGGAUUGUCAGGCAACAAAAACAAACACCAACCAAAAUAAAAUAGCAACAAUGUAUUUUAAAAACUUUUUUGUAAACAUUUUUAUUUUAUUCGGCUUGGUGAUAGCGUGGAGUACUGUGGCGAACGGUGCCUUUCCGGAUGAUCCAAAGCCCUGCAAAUAUGGCGAUGAACAAUGUAUUGGAAAAGUUAUUGGACUUAUUGCAAGGGAGAAAUAUGGUGGUGAUGACAGCCUGAAUUUAAGUGCCAUGGAUCCCAUACCUGUCAAAAAGUUGCACAUCAAACAGGGUAGUGAUAGUCCAGUCAACAUUGAUUUGUUAUUUACCAACAACGUGGGGAUUGGACUUAAAACGGCAACAUUGUUAAAAACGAAAGGCUUCGGCAAAGAUUUGGCAACAAAACAUGAAGUUAUAUUCAAAACUGAUAAACUGGCCUUAGUGGGAGACUAUAAGAUAUCCGGCAAGGUGUUGGUACUUCCCAUACACGGUUCGGGUAAAAGCAAUGUAACACUGGUCGAACCCAAAAUAACUAUCAGUUGGAUGGGCACACCAAAUGUAAAGGAUGGUGGUGCUACCCACAUGAAAUUGGAUAAAUUCACCGUUGAUUUGGAACCAAAGAAUGUCAUUUUCAAUUUUGAGAAUCUAUUCAACGAUAAGUUUCUCAGCGAUAAUAUGAAUAAAUUCUUAACUGACAGUUGGAAGGAAAUCUAUCCCGAAAUCCAUACCGCAUUGACAAAGGGCUUGGCUCCGAUUGCCCGCAAUGUUAUUCAGGGUGUUUUUGAUAAACAUCCCUAUGAGAAAUUGUUUUUAGAAUAAAUUUGUUUAUAGAAAAUUGUACGUAGAAUAUAUUGAAAAGAAUAUGUGGUAUAAUAAAUUUUUAUUUCCGACAAUUUUUAAAAGAUGAA